Molecule: messenger RNA, 2189 nt
Organism: Drosophila teissieri
Lineage: Eukaryota; Metazoa; Arthropoda; Insecta; Diptera; Drosophilidae
Product: protein a6
Exons: 2
Coding region: 337-1575 (412 amino acids)
Source: RefSeq, a predicted model, not a curated record
UAUCGAUGCAGUUUUAUAAACAGAAUUCUAAAGUACAACAAAAGCACAAAUUGAGCAGCUGGCGCACGAAAAAGCACCCAACUCGGCCCCGCUCGCACCUCGGCAUCUCCUGCGGCGGGAGGCGCAGCGCCCAGACCCGCGCCUCCGCUCCCUUCAAGGAAAUCGCUUUGCGCCCGCCAAGCAAUUAUGCAAGUUGCAGCAGCGGAUCUAACUGUACUCGCCGCCAGUGGAACAGCAAGAGGAGGAGGAGUGGGAGCCCCCCGGGCCCGAGCCCAUGACCCUUGACAACCCGGGGCAGGCACCGCCACCGCUAGAAGACGAGUCCACACAAUCGACAUGAACCAGAGACAUUCCGAACCAUUCUACAUAUCGCCCCGGCUGUUCGACAACCGGCGUCUAAAGCGGCGUCGUGGUCGGUGGAUGGAACGCCUGCUUGAGCACCAGCGUAUCUGCAUGGCACGGAUGCGCGCCCAAGCGGCUCUCGCCUCCAAGACUGACCGGCAGCUGUCCCAACUGCAGCGGCGCCAUGUGGCUGCCACUCUGCAGGCGGACGUGACCAUCGACCUGCUGUCGGACGACGAUGACACUCCAUCGGCUGGACAGUCCACGGCAGCUGGCCACAAUCGCCUCCUGAUUCCUGUCCCUAGGCACAGCUUGCACCGGGCACCCAGAGUGGGCAGAAGACAGGCGCCGCGCAGAGCUGUCAUCCACUCACACCCCGUGACCGAGAGCAUCCUGAUAACCAGCGACGACGAGCACAACGAGCAGAAACCCAGCAGCACGCUAAGAGUGCGCUCCCAGCUCUCCAUGCGCUCGCCGCCACCACUCGCACCGCUCACACAGUCGGAGACCAUCGAAGAGGUAACUGUUUCGUUGGUGCCGCGCACCUCCACCACUGCCAACUGCCAGACGCGAGUGUCAGGCCACGCCAAACCCUGUCGAGCGUCCACGGUGGCCAGCAAUGGGUUCGUCAUCGCCGAAGGCGGGGAGGGUGGCAAUGAAACGGGCUGUUUUCUGGAGGUGGACGUGGGCGGGGGCAUCACAGCCACGCUGCCGGACGAGACGACCGUUCACACGGUCAUCGCCAACCGUAUUUAUGAACUUUCGCUGAGCAAACUACGCGAAGGCCUGGCCUUUAGUGGAGUGCCGGAGUACACGCACGACCUGAUGCCGGAACAGCUGCAGAAACUGUCGCCGGCAUUGCGCGCCAAAGUGGCGCCCUUGGUGGCUCCCUCGCCGCCCACGCCCAUCUCCCUAAAACUGUCCAGCGACCUCAGCAUAUCACUGAUCUCAGACGAAGACGACUGCGAAAGCACCGGUACACAUGCCAACGGAGGAGACGGCACCGAACCAGUACACCCUGUCGUGGUCGCUGCAGCGGAGGCGCACGCCGCCGCCAAGCUGCUCAAGCAGCAGCAGCCACAACUCUCGGUGGUGCAACAUCUGCAGUAUGUGGGCGGCGGACUCGCAACACCAGUGGCUCUGGCCCUUCCGGUGAUGGCAGCGAAUCCGACCUCGUCCGCUUCCGUCGUUGCCUUGCCGCUGCAGCUGCCGCGACGCCGAAAGCUGGGAUGAGCUGGAUGACUGAUGACUGAAGACCAGCCAGAACCGAGUCCCCAUCGCCAUAAUAUCAUUCCCCGAGCCGGACGCACGGCAUAGACUUUAACUAGCAGUGGCUAGAAGUGCAAAUAUGAACGUAGGUUUAGCGACAACACAUCACUGCUUCCCAGUUAUCCUUGAAUCCGCGACUAGUCACAUUGUCCGGUUGAUUUUUGAUUCCUUCCCCUCUCUCCCAAGCACCUUCUCUCUCCAUCUCACUCACUCACAGUUGCCCAUUAAUCUCCCUGUCUCUGUCAUUCUCAUAUUUUAAGCUUUAAAUGAAACGAGACGACAACGUACAAAUGAAAGUAGAAAAGCAUCAACCCACAUAUACCCAUAUACAUUGUUGCGAAAAAAACACAAAUUUCAAAAGAUUAUAAGAGGGAGUAGAAAAUUUGAAGCGAGUGAGAAAGGUGAGCCCAAUAUUUAUAAAGUACAAGUAGUUAGCCUAAGAUAUACUAUGUAUAUGUACAUUUGAUCUAGUGUAUCAUACAUGGUUGAAUCACGUCGUGUAAUCCGUCGCAGUCCGCCGUCUGUAUUACAUUAGCUGAUCACCAAAUCGGAAUAAAUUUUCAUUGUAUAUACAUGUA